CCCGAAGGUUCCCUCUUUAUCACUACACUGAACAAAACUCAGCUCUCCUAUAUUUUUGGCAUUGUUGUUGCUGAGAAAUUACUGGGUAUUGUUCCAGUAGGCACUCAUGACUGGGACAAAUUCAUAUCACCUGAAGAGUUAGAGCGUCUUCUGGAAUCAAAUGGUUUUUCAGUUAAGGUGGUCAAAGGCAUGUUAUACAACCCUCUUUUUGGAUCCUGGAGCUGGACUGGAAACACUAGCAUUAACUAUGCACUCCAUGCAAUUAAAUCAAGCAUGCACGAACAACAGGAUCUGAAGGAAGCCUCCACAGAGCAUCAACAAACAGAAGCUAACAUCAGAACUGCUAGCUAAGACAAAGUGUAUAGUUGCUACGGAAGCACGGAAGAAGAUGUGAUAAAUAGCUGUGAUAAAUAAGAAAGGGGCAAGCAAAAUAUUUGCUGCCAUCUGAGCACACAUGCUAGAGGAAUUAUUGUUCAUAGUAUCAGAUAUUUGUGGGUACUGGCUGGAAGUCUGAAAUAAUUGUCAGAAUGAUUGCUUUUAAGACUUUAGAAUUAUUGGUUUUUAUUGCCAUUUAUAAAAUCAUUACAUUCAACAAAUGGUCUGUUUUUAAAUGUAAAAUCGUAUACACCACUUUGCUUAUUUUUUUCAGGGUUAACUUUGAGCAUGAAGUUAC
This is a messenger RNA of Protobothrops mucrosquamatus (brown spotted pit viper), 673 nucleotides long. Its product is annotated as ubiquinone biosynthesis O-methyltransferase, mitochondrial. Gene Ontology annotation, molecular function: 2-methoxy-6-polyprenyl-1,4-benzoquinol methyltransferase activity. Gene Ontology annotation, biological process: ubiquinone biosynthetic process. NCBI's taxonomy places the organism in Eukaryota, Metazoa, Chordata, Lepidosauria, Squamata, Viperidae. The record is from RefSeq and is a predicted model, not a curated record.